Messenger RNA from Racocetra persica, 572 nucleotides. NCBI's taxonomy places the organism in Eukaryota, Fungi, Glomeromycota, Glomeromycetes, Diversisporales, Gigasporaceae. The record is from the annotation of a GenBank genome assembly.
AAAAAUGUAAAUGUGAAGUUAUAGUUCAUACACAAGGGUCAACAACAAAUUUUGCAACUCACUUACUUAGUCAUGAAAUUGUAAAACCGCAAUUGGCUAUAAAUAAAGCAAACAAUUCACAACUAAAAAUUGAUGUUAUAUUUAAAAAAUCUACAACUAAUCAUAUCAAUCAGAUAGAAGCAAUUUAUCAAGCAUUAGUAGAAUUUAUAAUUGAAGAUUCUCAACUAUUUUAUUUACUUAAAACACCUUUUGCCGAAGCAACUACUUUACUUGAAGGUAGUACUUAUUCUACUAUAAGCUUUAUGUUAUUAGCAAUUAAAGUAUUAUUACAAAAUUGUAAACCUAAAGCAAGUGAUGAUAAGAAUUAUCAAAUCGAAUCUGAAUCUGAUAAUAUAAAUUUUGAUGAUAUUAUUACAAUAUUUGACGAAAAAGAAAUUAUUGUAGAUUAUGAUUAUAAUAAUAAAAUUGAAAUUACUAUAGAUGCUAAAGAAAUAAAUGUAAAUAAGUCUAUUGAAACUAAGGGACUAGUAUAUAAAAAACGAGAGCAAGCAAUUGAAGCUGUACGAGAUUUA